AUAACGAGAAGGAAAUAUUUCAUUGGUUUAGGUAAUUGAAGAGAGCGCAGUGACCUUAUUUUGACUUUUAAAGAAAAUGAACAAUGAUUGACAAUUGCGCCAGUUAUGGAAUUCCCGCAAAAAUUAUGUAUUUAAAUUACUUCUCUACCACGAUGAAGCUAGUUUCGGAGAAGAUGCUAUUGGAUGGAACUACGACUAACAAAUUUUGUUUCAUGACUGUUUAUGUCCCUGUUGUUUACAUUAAUCACAAAGCGGAUAAAUGUAGGUUAAAUUAUCUUUAGAUCCAUAGCGCUGGUUAUCGUCUGCAACGCAAGCAACAAAUUUAGAAAACAAAAGCAAAAGGAAAAAAGCAGUCAACGGUGUGUGAGGACGCUACAUAAGUAAAACGACCGAGGUCAGUGGGUAUGAGUUCAAGUAUAUGUUUUUUAACUGAAAUUUAAACUUCUUUCUUCUAUUUACACAGCGACAAUCAAAUGAGGCCUAAAAAGCGGCAUUUGGUUUUGUUUCCUCUAUGGAAGCUUAUAAAACCGACCAUAUUUGCGUUAAAUUAAAUAUGUGAAAGAUGCAAAUGCUCUACUUAGUUUCCUUUGAUAGUUAGUUCAAAUUUUGUGACUACAACUUAUUUUCUAGACAAAAAGUUGAAAAUAGUCUUAUUUCCGCUACAUUAAAUAUGUGAAAGAUGCAAAUUCUCUACUUAGUUUCCUUUGUAGUAAGUUCAAAUUUUGCGUCUACAAGUUAUUUUCUAGGCAAAAAGUUGAAAAUAGUCGUAUUUUACCAUUGAAAGCAAGAAUUAAUGUUCUCGUUGUCUACAUUAAUCACAAAGCGUUUUUCGUAGGUUAAAUAGCAUUUGGAUUUCAUCCCUCUACGGAAGUUCAUAAAAGCCACAUUUGCGUCAAAUUAAAUAUGUGAAAGAUGCAAAUACUCUACUUAGUUUCCUUUCAUAUUUAGUUCAAAUUAUGUGACUUCAACUUAUUUUCCUAGACAAAAAGUUGAAAAUAGUCUUAUUAUACAAUUCAAAGCUAGAAUUUCUGUUCCCGUUGGUUACGUUAAUCACGAAGCGUUUUUCGUAGGUUAAAUUGUCUUUGAAUUCUCAGGGCUGGUUAUCGAUUGCAACGCAAGCUGCAAGUUCAGAAAACAAAAGCGAAAGGAAAAAAGCAAUCAACGGUGUGUGAGGACGCUGCAUCAGCAAAACGACCGAGAUCUGUGGGUGUG
Molecule: messenger RNA, 1212 nt
Organism: Porites evermanni
Lineage: Eukaryota; Metazoa; Cnidaria; Anthozoa; Scleractinia; Poritidae
Source: the annotation of a GenBank genome assembly